AUGGCUGCCAAGAAGACCGCUCCGUAUGGUACAUGGACUAGCCCAAUUACGACUGAGAUAGUAUCAGGAAGCAGUCUAUCGUUUUCUGAAGUGCAUGUCAACCCUACCAACGGAUCCAUCUAUCUCAUUGAAGGACGCCCAGCAGAAAAGGGGAGAGCAGCAAUUGUCGAGGUCAAAGAUGGAUCAAGUGUUGACCUUGUCCCCGCAGACUUCAACCUCAGAACGAAAGUACACGAGUAUGGUGGGGGUGCUGCAGCGACGAGCUCUGACGGGAGCAUCGUCUUCAAUGACUUCUAUUCCGACUCCGUUUUCCUCCUUACGCCGACUGGGGAAGUAAAGAAGAUCCUACCUGGCGCUCCAGAAAGCAAAUUGAGAUACGCCAAUUUCGAUGUCCAUCCAAACGCUCACGAAAUCAUCGCUGCAGUUCAAGAAGAACACCGCGAGAAAGAAGUUAUCAACAGUUUGGCAGUCAUCAAUUCUAAGAAUGGAAAAGCGAAAACCAUUGUCGAAGGUGCAGACUUCUAUUCUCAGCCAAAGUUUAGCCAUGACGGCAAGAAGAUCUGUUGGCUUCAAUGGAAUCAUCCCGACAUGCCAUGGACCGGAACCGAAUUGUACGUGGCUGAUUGGGAUGGAAACAAAGUCGUGAACUCUACCAAGAUUGCCGGAGAAGCCCGCAAAGAGAGUAUAUCUCAAUCAAAGUGGCAUGUUGAUGACUCGUUACUGUUCUGUAGUGACAGAACAGGUUUCUGGCAACUGUACCGAUCGGAUGGGAAGUCUCCAGACGUACAACAUCUUCCUGUAAAGGGGUUGGAGCAAGCGGAGUUAGGAGGGCGGGAUUAUAUCCUCGGCGUCUGCACUUAUAUCUCACUGAACGAAAAUCAGCUCGUUGUCUCUUAUACCAAGAAUGCUACCAGUGGCCUCACUCUUUUCGAUCUGGCGACCAAAUUAACGACCGAACUCCCUGCAGGAUUAGUCAAGAUCGAAGGAACUGCCGUGAAAAAGGUUUCCGAGAAGGAAAUUGUAGUCAUAGGUGACACUCUCGACGCACCUACUGGAUUGUACCUCAUCGAUAUCACUAAUCCCACAGCGAAGAAGCUGUUGAAAAGCUCUACGGACGCCAUCCUACCCACUUCGGUCUUCUCUCCCGCCCAAACCAUUGACUUCCCUCGAACUCACGGCAGUGACCUAGGCAGCAAGUCCCACGCUAUCUUCAUCCCACCCCGGAAUCCCGACUUUGAAGCACCGAGUGGAACCAAGCCACCUCUCAUCGUCUUCAUCCACGGGGGACCUACUUCACAUGUCUCCCCUGGACUCUCUCUUGGAGCACAAUACUACACCUCCCGGGGAUAUGCAUAUUGUUAUGUCAAUUACGCAGGCUCAACUGGAUAUGGCCGCAAGUAUCGCGAAGACUUGGAUUACAGCUGGGGUGUGAAAGAUUGUGAAGAUACUGUCUCUUGCAUUGAUUACCUCGCCGAGAAAGGGCUCAUCGACGGCUCCAAAGUCGGCAUUACCGGUGGCAGUUCCGGAGGCUACACUGUGCUCCAAGGAAUGUGUUCUUUCCCUCAAGCAUUCGCAGCAGGUAACAGUCUCUAUGGAAUCGGCAACCUGAAGAGUCUAGGUGAAGAUACCCACAAAUUCGAGUCCCACUACCUCUUCGCGCUUUUGUUCCCAGAAGAUACCCCAGAAGAAGAGAAGGAAAAGAUUUACCAUGACCGAAGCCCCUGCUACCAUGCGGACAAGAUCGAAAAGCCCUUACUACUGUUGCAGGGUGAUCUUGACAAGGUGGUACCACCGGAACAAUCUUUUGAGAUUGAGAGGAUAUUGAAGAAGAAAGGCGCGGAUGUUAAACUGGUGAUUUUCAAGGGUGAGGGACAUGGUUUUAAGAUGAAGGAACAUUUGCAGCAGGCUAUUGAGGAGGAAGAGGCAUUGUGGAAAAGGACUUUACUUUGA
Messenger RNA from Mollisia scopiformis, 1950 nucleotides. RefSeq names its product alpha/beta-hydrolase. Gene Ontology annotation, molecular function: serine-type peptidase activity. The transcript is spliced from 3 exons. The coding region runs from base 1 to 1950 and encodes 649 amino acids. NCBI's taxonomy places the organism in Eukaryota, Fungi, Ascomycota, Leotiomycetes, Helotiales, Mollisiaceae. The record is from RefSeq and is a predicted model, not a curated record. Gene Ontology annotation, biological process: proteolysis.